GAAGAGCUUGUUUACAACAUCCGGGGGAGGGCUCAAGCGGAAGAAAACUAAAAAAGAACGCACGUUCUGUUAACGUUAGACUCAACUAGUGUGAAGAAGAACUCCACGAUGUCUACGGUCCAAAGUAUGAGACGGUUCGUGUGCGAUAGAAUGACCGCAGCAGCUCAAGAGAUUCUGGGAGCCUUCGAAAGGAAAAUCGAAAACUACGAGGCAGAAAUCGCUCGUCAACGCAGACUCCUGAACGCCGUUUUGACACCAGAGAUAAAGUUGCACCGGACAGAGCUGCUACAGAUAUGUGGAGGGGAGGAGGAGGCUCUCCUGAUUCAGCAGCAGCACUUGGACCAGUAUGCUAAUACCAGUUUGGCCCCAACAGACCCUCCGCCGAUUAAAGAGGAGCAUGAGGACAUGUGCAUUGGUCAGGGACGACCGCAGCUUGCACAGCAACGGGAGACUGAAGCCUCCAAGUUGAGUUCAACUUGUGAGCAAAGUGUCCAGGCGCAGCCUUUGGACCCUGAACAAACUCAAAGUGCAGCGAAUAAAGAUCAGCAUCUCAGCACGUCAAAUAAAGAAAUAUCAUCUCCAUCUGACAAGGAGUGUUCUGCAGCAUUAGCACAGAGCACUGGCCACCAGCUCCUCUCUGACAACUCACAAGAUCACAUAACUUUUACCCACGGAAAUGCAACGGAAAAUAGACAUAGUGAGUCAGCGCAAACUCCUAAAAGCAACAAUCAGAGCACCACGUCAGCUAUAGGUACAGAAGAAACAUCUCUUAAGAAAAGCAACAAAAAGAACAAGACAUCAGCUCCAAGUACCCAGCAAACAUCUCUUAGGAAAAGCAACGACGAAAACACAACAUCAGCUGUGGGUACUGAGGAAACAUCUCUUGAGCAAAGCAAGAACAAGACAUCAGCUACAAGUACUGAGCAAACCACCGAUGACAAGAAUGAAACAUCAGCUACAAGUACUGAAGAAACAACUCUUAAGAAAAGCAACAAUGAGAACACAACACCUGCUGCAGGUACUGAGCAAAUAACCGAUAAGAUAACCAAUGACAACAACACAACAUCGGCUACAAGUACAGAGGAAACAACUCUUAAGAAAAGCAACGACGACAACACAACAUCAGCCAUGGGUACUGCAGAAACAUCUCUUGAGAAAAGCAAGAACAUGGCAUCAGCUAGAUGUGCCAACCCUUCACCAAAUAAAAACGGUAACAAUGGCAACCCAGGAGCCAGUGGAAAUACUGAGCAAACGCUAAAUAAGAAACGUGACGAAAACACAAGGCCAAUCACAGGCGUUGAAUUAACCCCACGCAAGAGUGGAGAUGAGAACGUAAAAUCGCCGAUUAGUGAACCCACUGAGCCGACAUCCAAUAAGAAAACGGAUGUUGUACAAACACUACGGACUAGUUCUGAGCGACCGAAACACAGGAAAGAGGACUACGAUAACACAAAGUCAAAUGCGACACCAACAGGAAACAGUAAGCCGACACCAAGUAAGAGAAUCCCAAAUGUGAGGCCGCCCUCAACAGGACAUUUUGAGCCAACACCAAAUAGGAACUCUAACAAUGACAAGGCGACAUCAACUGCAAGUUCUCAAACACCAUGCAAGACACGCAAAGAGGAGAACGUAACAUCGAACACGGAUGCUGAGACCACGCCAAAAGGGAAUCCUAGCAACAGGAAGAUGCCAUCAACCAGAGGGACUGUGCUAACGGCUAGUAAGACGCAUAAUGGUGAGCGCACAGCAUCUACGCAGACAUUUAGCGAUAAGACCGCAACAUCAGCUAGAGGCACCAAGCCGACACCGAACGAGAAAUAUAAUGAUGAUGAUGACGCAGCAUCAAAAGGAAAGGAUGCACCAACAACAAAUAACAAAAGCCACGGUGUGGUACAGACCACAACUGGAAGUGUCGAGUCAAUACUAAGUAAGACAUGUAGCAAUGGAAAGCGAACGUCAACCAGAAGAACUGAGGUAACGUCGACUGAGAAAUCCCACGAUAAUACCACAACAUCAGCCCGGGGCACCAAGCUAACUCCAGAGGAUGAAUGCAGAAAUAAUGAGCCAACAAAAAGUAAGAGAUGUAACAAUGAGAAAACAACAUCAAGUGGAAGAACUGAUCCAACUUCAAAUAGUGAACCCAAUGAUGGUACGAUGACACGUGGAAGAACUAAACCAGCACCAUAUGAAAAAUCCAAAGGCGUGAAUCCAACCUCUACUGGAGGUAUUGAGCCAACCGUAAAUAUAACUUGUAACAGCGAGAGCACGUCAGCUAAAAAUAUUACCCCAACAGCAAAACGGAAACACGACAAUGAGAAAGUAACGUUGACCACAAGUACACAGGCAACGGCGAAUAAGAAGCACAACGAUGGGCCCCCGGCAUCCACCACUAGCGACUCAACCCCGAAUAAGAGGCGAAAGAGUGGGAGCGCAACGUCCAAAGGAGGUACGGACCCAACGACAAGUAAGACGCACACAGAUGAAAGGAAAACGUCAACCACUGCAGCUACAGCGUCAACCAGAAGUUCAAGGCAAGCCCAAAGGGAGAAACGUAAGGGUGAGAGCACACCAUCAAGUGUAAGCACCAACCCAACGGCCAACAGGACGGACGCCAUCGAACACGAUGACAACCCCUACAAGUGUGACAGGUGCGGCAAAGUGAUGACGAAUUUCAAAAACUACAAGUUCCACAUGAAGUCCCACACCGUGGAGAAGACUUUCAAGUGCGACACCUGUGGGAAAAUGUUCAGGGAGAGCUGGGACUUGAACAAACACAUGCUGGUUCACGCCGCCGUGAAGCCUUUCGAGUGCAAGGAGUGCGGGCACGGGUUCAACCGGCAGUACAACCUGGAGCUGCACCUUCGGGUGCACACGGGGGAAAAGCCCUUCAGGUGCGACACCUGCGACAAGACCUUCAGCUCGUGCGCGAACAUGAAGAAGCACGCGAGGAUUCACACGGGGGAGAAGCCCUACACCUGCGUCGACUGCGGGAAGGAGUUUGCCGACUCGUCGGCCUUCAAGAAUCACCGGCGGGUUCACACGGGGGAGAAACCCUUCAAGUGCAACGUGUGCAAGAAGCGCUUCGCCGCCCACACGACCCUGAGGAGGCACAUCAGGACGCACACGGGGGAGCGGCCGUACCCGUGCAGCGUGUGCGACAAAGCGUUCGGCCACAGGUCGGACCUCAAGGGCCACAUGAGGAUACACACGGGGGAGAAGCCGUACGAAUGCACGACUUGUCGGGAGCGGUUCUCCACCUGGAACAAACUCAACAAACACAAGAAGGUGCACACGAGUGACGCGCAAAGUUCCUCUGCCUGAAACCGCACGUGCUUUUUGCAUUUUUAACCCAUGGCUUUUUACAUUUUUGGCCCGGGGAGCAAGUAAGGUUUAGGUGUCUUGCUCAGGGACACUUUGACAUGGGGCAGCCGGGGCUCAAACCACCAACCUUUCAUAUUUGUGCAACAUUUAUACAUUUCUUUUAUAUAUUUAUAAUUAGACUUUUUUAGGGAGGGGAAUGGGGUCUAAUGGUAGUGGAAACCCUGUUCUGAUGGAAGUUGCUCAUGCCAGUUUGAGUUGUAUCAUAUUUCUACCGAAUUAGAAUUGAACUUGUAGAUGGAGCACCUUUUUUAAAUAAAAUGUAGAUUAUUUUAGUCGUCGUCCUAGACUGAGGGUUUUUUGAUUAGUCUGUCUCUGUGUCUCAUCCCUGGCAGCUGCUACUAAAUACAUUUUUUUCUUUAAUAUCCUCAAAAUGAAGACUGUAUGUUACUGUAGGUAACUUAAGAAGGCUUCAGUUUGGGGCAUCUACUAAGUCUGAAUAGUGGGAAUCAGAAUCAGCUUUAUUGGCAAAUACAUAUGUAAUCAAGUUUUCAGAUUUUCAUUCGUAAAUCAAUGUAAUAUUGCACUACUAAAUGAUGGACUAUUUUGUGUGUCCAUUUUAAUCCCAAUGAAAAUGCAUUUGAAUGUAUGGCUUUACCAUGACAAAAUGUGUCAAAAUGACAAAAGUCCAGGGGGAGUGAAUACCCCUACGAGGCACUGUAUAACAGAACCAUAAUGAUUUAAAAUAGUAGACAUAGAAAAGAAGAAACAACUCCAUUACACGUAAGCCAGUAAGGGCACCGAUUUAUGAGAUGAGAAACAAAUGCGUAACACGGUUAUUAAGGAGUCACGUGGUUAAACUUAUGAGUGCUUACUUCUUUUCCAUUUUUGUUCAGAAUGUUUGACAUGUUGGUUAUCCACAAUUCUCUCCCUGGUAAUUGUUCUGGGAUGGCAGUUAAUGGAGCAGAAUCGACACUCUGGGUAUAGACAGUGUAUCAAACACCGGAUGAUCCCAUGUGUCCCUCCUCCAAACACUAGACAGCAGGCAUGAGUCACUCUGAAGACUCUGUCCAACAUGUCCUGGGCUACACAUGCAGAUGUUUGAACAGACACAAUAAGACCUUCAAGUUGAAUCUUUUACCUGAAAAGAGUGUUUUUCAACACAAUGCCAUGUAUACAAAGUUCUCCAUUAUUCAUUAAAUUCAAUCGUUGAAACACUA
Gasterosteus aculeatus aculeatus (three-spined stickleback) is the source of this 4538-nucleotide messenger RNA. RefSeq lists its product as uncharacterized. Gene Ontology annotation, molecular function: RNA polymerase II transcription regulatory region sequence-specific DNA binding; DNA-binding transcription factor activity, RNA polymerase II-specific. Lineage: Eukaryota; Metazoa; Chordata; Actinopteri; Perciformes; Gasterosteidae. Gene Ontology annotation, cellular component: nucleus. The record is from RefSeq and is a predicted model, not a curated record. Gene Ontology annotation, biological process: regulation of transcription by RNA polymerase II; embryo development.